Messenger RNA from Fomitopsis serialis, 462 nucleotides. RefSeq lists its product as uncharacterized. The record is from RefSeq and is a predicted model, not a curated record. The transcript has 5 exons. Bases 1 to 462 code for a protein of 153 amino acids. Lineage: Eukaryota; Fungi; Basidiomycota; Agaricomycetes; Polyporales; Fomitopsidaceae.
AUGUCGAAGAAAGCAGUUGAUGUCGUGGAAGAGGUAGAAGAUGAGGGUGAGGAGAGCGACGAGUACGAGGUCGACGAGGACGACGACGACGACGAGUACGCCGAGGAGGAGGUCGAAGAGGAGGAGGGGGCGGAAGCUGGACCUAGCGGCAAGGACGGCCUGACAGCAUUACUGCUUGGUGGCAACGGAGCGGCAGCCGAAGAUGCUGAAGAGGACGAAGAUGAGGAGUACAGCGAGGAAGUCGAGGAAGUGGGUGCAAACGGUGCAGCCUCCGACCCUCCUUCAGUAUCCGGCGUAAAACGCGGUCGCGACGAGGACGAUGUCGAACCCGAGAUCAGGGCGGGUACUACGCCGGGUGGCGAGCUGGAGGGAGACUACGGGGAAGCGGAUGAGCUGGGCGGCGUAGUCGCCGCUUCCGCGACGAAGAAGGCCAGGACUGCUGCCACUGAGGACGAGCUGUGA